Messenger RNA from Telopea speciosissima, 2755 nucleotides. RefSeq names its product transcriptional corepressor LEUNIG_HOMOLOG-like. Gene Ontology annotation, molecular function: transcription corepressor activity; protein binding. NCBI's taxonomy places the organism in Eukaryota, Viridiplantae, Streptophyta, Magnoliopsida, Proteales, Proteaceae. The coding region runs from base 65 to 2551 and encodes 828 amino acids. The record is from RefSeq and is a predicted model, not a curated record. The transcript has 17 exons.
CCUUCUUUAGUCUAAUACUGUGAAGUGAUGAGGUUUUAGUCGUUUGCAGGAACUGGAGCUGAUCAUGGACGAUCUUAAGUGGGACGCAGAUAAGAUGCUCAAUCUCUACAUUCAUGAUUAUAUGAUGAAAAAGAAGCUGCACAAGGCUGCCCAGAUAUUCAGGAAUGAGGCAAAAAUUACCUCCCCAACAGUAGUGAUUGAUUGUCCUGGAGGUUUCUUAUUGGAUUGGUGGUCAAUAUUCUACGACAAGUAUUCCUAUAGAGAGCAGCAGGCCAAGGAACUAAGUCAUGGAAAUGCUCUCAAGGGUGAACAAAUUAUGGAUGUUAAUCAAGAAAGCAUCCGUCCUUGGCUCCAGCAAUAUGAGAUGAAUCAGCGAAGACUUGGACAGCUUCCUACGGAAAUUGGCUUCGCAAACAUGCCAGCGACUGGCAUGUUGGCUGCCCAAAUAUAUGAGGAGCAGCGUCUCGGACAUCCUUUCUCUAAAACUUUGCCACCUGAUAUCCGGGUUGCCAAUUGUGGAAAAAUGACUUCAUGCAAAUCAAUGGUUCCAAAUCUUGGCAAUGUACAUCAACAAGCUUGUGCAGAGACUCAACAGUGUUCUAUGAGAGGUGGCAGACAAGGUGUUCGGUUGAGCAGCUCACAUCCCUCGGAGCCGACACUCUAUGGUGUUCCAAAAGCCAUGAUUCCCAUAUCUGGGCCUUCUGAAGCUGAGUUAAACAAAGGAAUCAGUUCAAUUCCCUUGAGUGGCUGGCCUUUAGCUGGGAUUGACCAAAUUCCCCCAGGUCUGGGGAAGCAAGUAUUAAAGUCACAUUUGCAGACACCAAUCCAACAGCAGUUUCAGAUGUUGACAGCUAAACGUCAGCAAGAGCUCAUUGUUCAGUCACUCACACAUACACCACCGAACCUGAUGCCAUCUCUUUCAGGGACCUCUGCUGAUUUGGAUCUGCGAAGGUUGUUGCUUCUAAAGGGUGGCUUAAACGUGAAAGAUGAACAGAUGAGUGGUAGUGUUGAUUCUCAACAAAUCAUUUAUUCUUCAACUGGUGCAGUCUCAAAAAUAGGUGGUGAAGUACCAAAAGACGAGAUGAUGUUCCAAAUGAGGCAAAUUACGGAUCGGCAGCGACAGCAGUAUCAGCUACAGCAACAAGAGUUAUCAAAGGUUGAUAGCUUGUCUCACAAUCCUAAUUGUAUUAUUCAUUUUGUCUGCUUGAGAUGUAUCAUUUACAGAGCCUUUUCUAGUGGGCAUCUAUACAUUGCUGCAGGUUAUUUAUAUUUUGUUCUUGUUAAAUUUUUCCUUGAUGCGAUGAUGCAUGUCCUGAAUCAGGGAGUACGAAAAAGGAAGGAAUUGUCUUAUUCUGUGGCUGCAAGUGGUACCAUGGCAGGAGAUACUCCUGGGACUUACGCAGAAUCUCUGAUGUGUGAUAAAAUAUCUACUCCUAUUGCUUUAUCACAAAACUAUAGGACUUCGGGAACGGUAGUUGCGCAUGGUUGUGAUAGAACUGGAUUGGCCGAAACUUCAGGAAAGGAUGGUAGGCAUGAUGUGGCUGAGGGGUCAUCAGAUGCGAAUGUGGAGUCCUUCUUGUCCCAUGAUACUGACAUUGAUGAUCUGAGGGGUACCCCAUUCAGCACUUUGUUGCAGAGUUCUACUGGAAAUAACAGGAUUGCCUCAAAAGGCUUUUCUUUUGGAGAAGUCUGUUCCCUAAGUUCAAGUAAAAGCAAAGUCUUCUGUUGCCAUUUCUCAUCUGAUGGGAAGUUGUUAGCCAGUGCUGGGCAUGACAAGAAGGUAGUAGUUUGGAACUUAGAUACCUUUGAUUUCAAGAGUUCUUCGGAGGACCAUUCCCUUCUGAUUACAGAUGUUCGAUUUAGACAAAGUUCAAGUAUCUUGGCAACGUCUUCUUUUGAUAAAACAGUACAGAUUUGGGAUACAAAUGAUUUUAGCCAUUCAUUAUGCAAGCUUAUUGGACAUAGUGAACAAGUGAUGUCCUUGGAUUUCCACCCCCAAAAAACGGACCUUCUUUGCUCAUGUGAUCGUAACAAUGAGAUCUGGCUCUGGAAUGUGAAUCGUCGUCAAUGCACACGCAUCUCCAAGGGUGGUAUGGCACAAGUCAGAUUCCAACCACAAGUCGGUCAACUUCUAGCUGCUGCUUCUGGGAAUACCAUAAACAUACAUGAUGUUGAGACUGGCAGUGUACGGUUCAACUUGAAGGGGCACAUCAAGGAAGUACAAUCAAUCUGCUGGGACACAAGUGGGAAGUAUAUCGCUUCUGUUAGUGAAGACCGCAUUCGUGUCUGGUCAGCUUUAUCAGGUGGAGAAUUUGCAUAUGAACUGUGUUCCAGUGAUAACAAGUUCCAAUCCUGCAUCUUCCAUCCACGAUAUUCCCUACUUCUGGUUAUUGGAGGUUACCAGUCCCUCGAAUUAUGGAAUCCAAUGUCAACUUGUAAAACAAAGACAUUUCCAGCACAUGAUGGGUUAAUUACUGCAUUAACAAACUCGCCUAGUACUGAAAUGGUCGCCUCAGCCAGUCAUGACGGUUAUGUGAAGUUAUGGAAAUGAGAGUUUGUUUCCUUUUUGUGUAUAGUAGGCAUUUCAGCAGCAUUGGUAUUUGAAAGGAGGUAUCGUAAAUUUGUUUUCAAGCCAAGUAUUCCCGGAGUACACCAUGCAUCAGGCCCAUCAGGGAAGGAAAACAUCGGGUGGCAAAUUUUGUAAUUGAGAAAUUUAGCCAAACUGUCUUCCUGACAGUAUCUUCUACUACAACAG